This is a messenger RNA of Drosophila teissieri, 315 nucleotides long. RefSeq lists its product as uncharacterized. NCBI's taxonomy places the organism in Eukaryota, Metazoa, Arthropoda, Insecta, Diptera, Drosophilidae. The transcript has a single exon. Bases 145 to 315 code for a protein of 56 amino acids. The record is from RefSeq and is a predicted model, not a curated record.
GGGUAAAGUUUAAAAGCUCGUAUAAAUUUACAUUUUACACGCUAAGAAAUAGCGAUUAGGCGUGCUUAAAAUUUUAGAUACGCUGCAGUCUAAGUAAAAUAUGAACUGAGUUAAACUUCCAAAGACUGUUGAUCCUUAACAAAGAUGCACUGGCUGUCGUUUCUGCUCCUUGGAGUCUCCUCCACGCUGCUGAUGGCCGAACACACCCCAUAUGUGUGCGAUGGCAAGGACGACCGGGUCUGCGACGAGUAUCGCUGCAUAUGCCGGAGAAAGACGUCAACAGAACCGUAUCCGCGAACAGAUUAUGAAUUUUGA